AUGAGUGCCCGUUUUUCUCGGACCAUCUAUGUUGGGAACCUUCCAGCUGAUAUUAGAAAGCAUGAGAUUGAAGAUUUAUUUUACAAGUAUGGCCGUAUUAUGGAAAUUGAAUUGAAGGUUCCUCCUCGCCCACCCUGCUAUUGUUUUGUGGAGUUCAAUAGUUCACGGGAUGCAGAAGAUGCCAUCAGAGGUAGAGAUGGCUACAACUUUGAUGGUUGCAGAUUGAGGGUUGAAUUUGCACAUGGUGGCAGGGGUCCAUCUUCGUCCAGUGAUCGUCGUGGUGGCUAUGGUAGUGGAAGUGGCAGUGGUGGUGGUGGUGGUGGCCGAUAUGGUGCUUCCCGUCAUUCUGAAUUUCGAGUUAUUGUUCGUGGACUUCCGUCCUCUGCUUCUUGGCAGGACCUGAAGGAUCAUAUGCGAAAAGCUGGGGAUGUCUGCUUUGCUGAAGUUUCACGUGACAGUGAAGGAACCUAUGGCCUUGUCGAUUAUACCAAUUAUGAGGACAUGAAAUAUGCUAUCCGUAAGCUUGAUGAUAGCGAGUUCAGAAAUCCUUGGACAAGAACUUAUAUCCGGGUAAAGGAAUUCAAGGGCACUCCAUCGAGAAGCCGAAGUAGGAGUCUCAGUAGAAGCAGAAGUCCCAGAAGGAGAAGGUCCUUAGAGCGGUCGGUUUCGAGGUCGCCAUCUGCAUCUCCUGUUAAGGCAUCCAGGUCAAGGUCGAGGUCAAGGUCAAAGUCUGCAUCUCCUCGUGAGGCAAGGUCCGUAAGCCCAUGA
Striga hermonthica is the source of this 768-nucleotide messenger RNA. The record is from the annotation of a GenBank genome assembly. NCBI's taxonomy places the organism in Eukaryota, Viridiplantae, Streptophyta, Magnoliopsida, Lamiales, Orobanchaceae.